This is a messenger RNA of Acanthamoeba castellanii str. Neff, 1350 nucleotides long. RefSeq names its product peptidase M28, putative. The record is from RefSeq and is a predicted model, not a curated record. Lineage: Eukaryota; Discosea; Longamoebia; Acanthamoebidae. Bases 1 to 1350 code for a protein of 449 amino acids. Gene Ontology annotation, molecular function: metallodipeptidase activity. The transcript has 12 exons. Gene Ontology annotation, biological process: peptide catabolic process; proteolysis.
AUGGCGGUGAUGGCUGCCGCCAGUGCCGCGCCGGCUGCGGCCCCCUACGAGCGGGAGGCCGCGGAGCUCACCAAGGCCGCCCUCACCGGCACCGACUUCUCCAAGCUCGAGUACCUCUGCGACACCUUCGGCCCCCGCUUCUCAGGGAGCGAGAACCAAGUGCUGGCGAUCGACUGGAUGCUCGAGAAGGACGGGCUGGCCAACGUCCGAGGCGAGCCCGUGGACGGGAUCAUCAACUGGAAGCGUGGCAAGGAGUCCCUCGAGCUGCUCCACCCUCGCCGCACCAGCAUGGCCCUCCUGGGCCUCGGCAAGUCUGCUGGGACUGGGUCCGAGGGGGUCACUGCGGAGGUGUUCGUGGUGAGCACGUUCGAGGAGCUUACGGCCAAUGCGGACAAGGCCAAGGGCAAGAUCGUGCUCUUCAACGCCCCGUUCACCACCUACGGCCAAACCGUCGCCUUCCGCUCUCGUGGCGCCGACGCCGCCUCGGCCGUUGGGGCGGUGGCUGCCUUGGUGCGUUCGGUCACGCCCUACUCGCUUUACACGCCGCACACCGGCGGGGUCAACUACUCGGACAAGCAGCCCCGCAUUCCCGCGGCCGCUGUCACGGUGGAGGACAGCGAGAUGAUGGCCCGCAUGCAGAAGCGAGGCCAAGCCGUGGUCGUGAGACUCCAGAUGGACGCCCAGAUUCUGGGUUACAAUGUUUCGUCGCGCAACGUGAUCGCCGAAGUGGUGGGCGGCGCGGACCCCGAGGGCAUCGUCUUGCUCGGCGGCCACGUGGACUCGUGGGACGUCGGCACCGGAGCAGUCGACGAUGGCGCCGGCUUCUUCUGCGCGUGGGAGGCAGUGCGAUUGAUCAACGAUCUGAUUGAGGAGAGGAAGAUCGCGCGCCCGCGUCGCACGAUUCGCUUCAUCGCCUGGGCUGACGAGGAGAUGACCGGAAGGGGAGCCGUCACCUACAAGGAGACGCACGAGCACGAGCUCAAGAGGCACCAGAUCGCUGUCGAGUCCGACAUCGGAAACUUUGAUCCCUACGGCUUUGGCUUCACCGGCAGCGCGGACGGCCUCGCCAUCUUCCGCAACCUCUCCGGGCUGCUGGAGCCGGUCAAGGUGGGCGAGAUCGUGGAGGGCGCCGGCACGACCGUGGACAACGCGCCCCUGGUCGCCGCUGGCGUGCCUGGCGGCGCGCUGCUGGACAGCAAGGGCUCCUCCCACUACUUCAACUACCACCACUCCAGCGCCGACACGAUCACAGCGCUCAACUACGAUGGAGUGCGCCGGUCGGUUGCCGCAAUGGCGGUGAUGAGCUACGUCCUCGCCGACAUUCCGGACGACCUGCCCCACGCAGCUUAG